AUGUCUGAAUGGAUAUUUAUCGAUGAAUCAAAUACAAUAAAUUCACCUCCUACUCAAUCAUUAAACCCUCAUCCAACUCCUGAUCCUGAAAUAUUUAAAAGAAUUAUUAUACCAUUUCCACCAAAAAUAAAUCCAUCAGAUUUAAUUCGUAGAAAUAAGAAAAAUGGUGAAUUAUUAUCAAGAGCCACAAAUAAAUUUUUAAUUUAUCGUAAUGAAUAUUCGAAAGAAUUAUCUAAACAAUUAGAAUCUUGUGGUUGUAAUAAAUUAUCGAUGAGAGAAGUAUCUCGAAUGGCAGCUAUGGCUUGGAAAAAUGAAUCAAGAAAAGUUAAAAGAAAGUAUGAAGAUAUUGCAAGAGAAGUUGAAAAGAUUCAUGUCAAAUUAUUAUUAUCCAGUUCAACUUAUUAUCAAAUUCCUUCUUCUAUUUCAGCGAAUAAUGCUUCUACUAUUACCGUUGCUUCGAUUUCAUAUCCUAAUCAUAAUAAUCAUCAUCAUCGUAAUGUUACUCGACAUUCUCCUUAUUUAAUUUCACCUACUAUUCGUUCUCAACAUUCUCCACAUUCACCUUCAUCAACUUCUUUAUCACCAUCUUCUCAUCAUCAUACUCAUACUACCACCGUUCCUUCAAAUCAUCAUCAACAACCACAACAACAUAAUAAUCAUAAUCAUUAUACUACAAUAUUACAACAACAACAUCAUCAACCGUCAAUACCUUCAAUGCAAGAUUUUACUCAUUCCCCUAUUUACUUUUUAGAGGAUCAAAAUAAUGCUAAUCAUCAUCAUUCUCAACAAUCACACCAUCAACAACAACAACAUCAACAUUCUCAACAUCAUUCUCAACAACAACAAAAUCCUCAUUUUCUAUCAUAUGAUUAUAAUCCAAAUAUAUUUUCACAAUUGAAUCAAGAUAUUCAUCAACAUCAUGAUCUUCAUAGUUUACCAUUAUUAUCAACUUCUGAUACUGAUGAAUCAAGUUUAUUUAGUAAUGAAUCAAUUGGAAAUUCUUUAAAUAGUUCCCCAGUAAAUUUUUCUUGUGAAUUACCUGAUUGGCAACAAUAUUAA
This is a messenger RNA of Diversispora eburnea, 1059 nucleotides long. Lineage: Eukaryota; Fungi; Glomeromycota; Glomeromycetes; Diversisporales; Diversisporaceae. The record is from the annotation of a GenBank genome assembly.